CCUUAAAAGGAUACAUCAUACAUAUCACGUAUAUAAAAUCAUUAUGCAACAAAAAAAAUUGUAAAAAUAUAUUAGUUCCCUAAGAAUCUCAGGUCAGUGUCGAAAAAGAAGAAGAAAAUAACACUAAAACCAAACUAGUUCCUUUCCGAUUUCUUUACAACAUUGUGAUUUAUUUCCUUAACACAUUUUAUAGUUGCAAUUGAUGCUAACUAAUUCUUUUUCUUCUCUUUUCCAAUUUUUUAUUGCAGUGAUUUCAGCAGACAUGAACAAUGAAAUUGAGCAAGAGACUUUAUCUUCUGGAGCAAUGUGUUUCAUGAAAAAACCGGUUAAACCAAACGACCUCGACACCAUAUGCAAACAUGCUUUAAAGUACAAGAUAAACGAAACAGGUGGUUCAAAAGAAAUUCAGAAAACAAAUUCAACCAGCAAUCCAGAUGAUGGAAGUUCUGGAUCAAAGGCCAAAAGAAAGUCUAAGAUCACAUGGAUGAGUUCUCUUGAGAAUCAGUUUUCCAAAGCCAUUGAACACAUUGGUGUUCAUAAGGUUACGCCUACAAAGAUUUAAAGUACAUGAACCUGAACCACUUAACAAGAACACAUGUAGCCAGCAAAUUACAGAAGUACAGAAAGUUUUGGAAAAAAGUUAAGGAUGAGAGCGCAGAAAAGGCAAGAAAAGCUAUGAUCUCCAACACUCGAUCAUCAUGCUACAUCAACCCACAACGCUCUUACAACUACAAGACAAGCCUAAGCAACAAGAAUCUUUGCAAUCACCAACGUGGCUAUGGUCUUGGUCAAUAUAACCACACGAUGAACAACAAUGCUGGUUUUCAUGGCUCUGUCAACUUCAUGAACCGUAGACCCACCAACAAUUCUCAAACAGUAUCCAACUUUUUGCCUAGGAGAGGCAGCCUUGGGGUUUUGAAUGGAAUAAAAGAGGAAAUGGGAAGCAUGUCUGGAACAUCUCAAGAGUCCCAAGCUCAUAAGUUUGGACAAUAUGGUACAACAAGCGGUGUUUUGGGUAUGAACUCUAAUCUUAGUACUGGAACAAUGGGUAGUAAUUACGCUGGGAUCAGAAUAGGUGAGAAGGGAGAUGUAUUUGGACCUGAUGGACUAAGAGUUUAUGUCAAAGAGAAUGCGUCUCUUGGUGGAAUGAGAGUUACUGGUAAUGAUAAUGGUUCUCUUGGUGGGAUAAGACUUCAUGCUACUAGUAAUGGUUCUUUUGGUGGAGCAAGAGUUCAAGGUAAUAGUAAUUAUGGCAAAGUCCAUGGUACUAGUAAUGUCUCUUUAGGUGGAACAAGAGUUCAAGGUAAUGAUAUUGGCUUUCUUAAUGAAAUAAGAGUCCAUGGUACUAGUAGUGGAUCUCUAGGUGGAACAAGAGUUCAAGGUAAUGAUAAUGGUUUUCUUGAUGAAAUACGAGUCCAUGGUAAUCGUAAUGGUUCUUUUGGUGAGAUAAGAGUUCACGGUAAUGACUCUUUUGGUGGACUAAGAGUUAAUAGUACCGAUAAUGGUAAUGGCUCUCUUGAUAGAGUUAUAGUUCAUGGUAAUAGCAAUGUUAAUGGCUCCCUUGGUGGAAUCAAUGUUCAUGGUACUGGUAAUGGUUCUCUUGGUGGGAUACAAGUUCAUGGUAAUGCAUCUCUUGGUGAAAAUUUGAGUGGCAUGAACUGGAACUUCAACAACAACAACAUGAUGAGUAACCAUGGAAGUUCAACUGGAAGGUUUCCUUCUGCAUUGUCAUCGUUCUUUGACAAUAAGGAUCAGUCACAUAACUACUUGAAAGCUCAAACCAGUGGUGUGGUUCCUGUUCUAGAGAAUCCAAUAAUAUCUAAUAAUUAUCAUGGCAUCAACGAGUUUUAUCCGGAUACAAUUAACUCGGAGUUUGAUCAUAAUCAGCAGCAAGGUAAAGCGACUGGUGAAAAUCCUGAGGUGCCUACCGCUUAUCCUCUUGAAAACCUAAGUAACGGUAACUAUAAUGAAGAAACAUUGAACACUGUUGCUCCUAAUUCGGAAAUGUAUUUUCCUACUGAUCAGAAUAUGAUCAUUACAAAUCAGGAAUAUGGUGUUGAAGAUUUGAUGGAACUCCCAUUGUCAUUCGAUCAGGAUUGUGACGAUGAAAACUCCCUGAAGUUUUUACUCGAGGAUGACAUGAACUAAAAAAAAAAGUUCUCCCAAAUUUGUUUAGUUAAACAUUUACAUUAAUCAGUGUAUUAUUUCAUAUGUUUGGUAUAUUGUUGUUUAAGAUGAUAUUAGAUUUUGGAUGUUGUUUCAUCGUAUUCAAACUCGGAGGCCUUUUUUCGUUUAA
This is a messenger RNA of Raphanus sativus (radish), 2296 nucleotides long. RefSeq lists its product as uncharacterized. NCBI's taxonomy places the organism in Eukaryota, Viridiplantae, Streptophyta, Magnoliopsida, Brassicales, Brassicaceae. The transcript has 8 exons. The record is from RefSeq and is a predicted model, not a curated record. The coding region runs from base 568 to 2148 and encodes 526 amino acids.